AUGUUUACUGCGGCGGCAGUCUCCAGCUCGGCGGCACUGGAAGUUCGUUCGUCGCUGACCGCGUUUUUUCAUCAGCCCCUGCGAAAUGCUCGUGCCGGACGAGUAUUGAUCCACAUGUGCAGUUCGAUCGUUUCCAAUGUUCCUCAGUGCUAUCUCUUCGUCGGAGCGCAAUCUCUGGUCGUUCCUUUGGUUGACUUCCUCAGCGCUCCACCGUCGACGACGACGAAGACGAAGACGAGCACCGACCCUGUCGCCACCACCGUAGCCGUCGCCGUUGUUGCAGCCGCAUCGACGCGUCUCUUCUUCGGCGUCUUCGCCCUCGUUUUCCUUCUUCUCCUCUUUGUCGUCGUCGUCCAGCGUCAGUCGCCGUCGUCGAAGCCGGCUCGUCACAUGGACGACACCACGACAGCAGACCCUCUGGCCACCAUCACCGCAAACAGCGCCGUUCAGCACAGGCAGUUCUUCGUCACUCCCACGGCCACGGCCACCACCGGCACCGGCACCGGCACCGGCACCGACAUCGAUCACUGCCAGGUACUCUCGCCCUUAAUCUACCCUAAGCCCGAACUCAUUCAGCGUGUCUGUCGCAUCAUCCAUCCAUCCAUCCAUCCAUCGGCCCUCGUGCUAAUGUCUGUGCAUGUGGAGACAUCCGCAGCUUUGCAGGCCGUUCUAUUUACUCUGACGUUUUUUACGCAUCUGUGCCGUCGCCGCACCCGCUGA
Molecule: messenger RNA, 720 nt
Organism: Soboliphyme baturini
Lineage: Eukaryota; Metazoa; Nematoda; Enoplea; Dioctophymatida; Soboliphymatidae
Source: the annotation of a GenBank genome assembly